Molecule: messenger RNA, 9279 nt
Organism: Symphalangus syndactylus (siamang)
Lineage: Eukaryota; Metazoa; Chordata; Mammalia; Primates; Hylobatidae
Gene: NCOR2
Product: nuclear receptor corepressor 2
Biological process (GO): negative regulation of transcription by RNA polymerase II
Cellular component (GO): chromatin
Molecular function (GO): transcription corepressor activity
Source: RefSeq, a predicted model, not a curated record
CCGACGUCUCGUUCACGGCCCAGCCGUGGGGUCAGGCGGCCCCACCACUUGUCGCUGGUGGGCCUUGGCCUGCCCAGGUUUGGGGGGCAUCGGGCUGGGAGCCUGGGGGGCCUGGCCUGGCCCUGCAGGGCCUCCCGGGCCGGGAUGGGAGCUGUAGUCUCGCGGGAAGGUGAGGCCGCCCUCUGGGGCCGCCCCUCUGCGGGUGUCAUCCUGGGGGAAGGAUGGGUCUGAUGUUGGCUGCGGUGUGCCUCCUGGAAGCCGGCAGCACAGCCUGUGUGUGUGGACUCCGCUGGCCCGCUGGCUGGCACUUUUUCUUUUUCUUUUUCUUUUUUUUUCUUGUGGGAGAGUUACUUCAAGUUGUGUUUGGAGCUGACGUGAGCGAGGUUGGUCAUGUGCUCGGUUGCCAGUGACGGGGUGGCCCGUGAGCUGAUGACGAGGACUGGCUUUUAAUCCUUGGUGGUGAUUAAGAGAAAGCUUAUCGGGGCCUGGGACCCCCCAGCCCGACCCCCACCACCAUGUCGGGAUCCACACAGCCUGUGGCACAGACGUGGAGGGCCACUGAGCCCCGCUACCCGCCCCACAGCCUUUCCUACCCAGUGCAGAUCGCCCGGACGCACACGGACGUCGGGCUCCUGGAGUACCAGCACCACUCCCGGGACUAUGCCUCCCACCUGUCGCCUGGCUCCAUCAUGCAGCCCCAGCGGCGGAGGCCCUCCCUGCUGUCCGAGUUCCAGCCCGGGAAUGAACGGUCCCAGGAGCUCCACCUGCGGCCAGAGUCCCACUCAUACCUGCCCGAGCUGGGGAAGUCAGAGAUGGAGUUCAUUGAAAGCAAGCGCCCUCGGCUAGAGCUGCUGCCUGACCCCCUGCUGCGACCGUCGCCCCUGCUGGCCUCGGGCCAGCCUGCGGGAUCUGAAGACCUCACCAAGGACCGUAGCCUGACGGGCAAGCUGGAACCGGUGUCUCCCCCCAGCCCCCCGCACACUGACCCUGAGCUGGAGCUGGUGCCUCCACGGCUGUCCAAGGAGGAGCUGAUCCAGAACAUGGACCGCGUGGACCGAGAGAUCACCAUGGUGGAGCAGCAGAUCUCUAAGCUGAAGAAGAAGCAGCAACAGCUGGAGGAGGAGGCUGCCAAGCCGCCGGAGCCUGAGAAGCCCGUGUCACCGCCGCCCAUCGAGUCGAAGCACCGCAGCCUGGUGCAGAUCAUCUACGACGAGAACCGGAAGAAGGCCGAAGCUGCACAUCGGAUUCUGGAAGGCCUGGGGCCCCAGGUGGAGCUGCCGUUGUACAACCAGCCCUCCGACACCCGGCAGUAUCAUGAGAACAUCAAAAUAAACCAGGCGAUGCGGAAGAAGCUGAUCUUGUACUUCAAGAGGAGGAAUCACGCUCGGAAACAAUGGGAGCAGAAGUUCUGCCAGCGCUAUGACCAGCUCAUGGAGGCCUGGGAGAAGAAGGUGGAGCGCAUCGAGAACAACCCCCGGCGGCGGGCCAAGGAGAGCAAGGUGCGCGAGUACUACGAGAAGCAGUUCCCUGAGAUCCGCAAGCAGCGCGAGCUGCAGGAGCGCAUGCAGAGCAGGGUGGGCCAGCGGGGCAGUGGGCUGUCCAUGUCGGCCGCCCGCAGCGAGCACGAGGUGUCGGAGAUCAUCGAUGGCCUCUCAGAGCAGGAGAACCUGGAGAAGCAGAUGCGCCAGCUGGCCGUGAUCCCGCCCAUGCUGUACGACGCCGACCAGCAGCGCAUCAAGUUCAUCAACAUGAACGGGCUCAUGGCCGACCCCAUGAAGGUGUACAAAGACCGCCAGGUCAUGAACAUGUGGAGUGAGCAGGAGAAGGAGACCUUCCGGGAGAAGUUCAUGCAGCAUCCCAAGAACUUUGGCCUGAUUGCAUCAUUCCUGGAGAGGAAGACGGUGGCUGAGUGCGUCCUCUAUUACUACCUGACUAAGAAGAAUGAGAACUAUAAGAGCCUGGUGAGACGGAGCUAUCGGCGCCGUGGCAAGAGCCAGCAGCAGCAACAGCAGCAGCAGCAGCAGCCCAUGCCCCGCAGCAGCCAGGAGGAGAAAGAUGAGAAGGAGAAGGAAAAGGAGGCGGAGAAGGAGGAGGAGAAGCCGGAGGUGGAGAAUGACAAGGAAGACCUCCUCAAGGAGAAGACAGACGACACCUCAGGGGAGGACAACGACGAGAAGGAGGCCGUGGCCUCCAAAGGCCGCAAAACUGCCAACAGCCAGGGGAGACGCAAAGGCCGCAUCACCCGCUCAAUGGCUAAUGAGGCCAACAGCGAGGAGGCCAUCACCCCCCAGCAGAGCGCCGAGCUGGCCUCCAUGGAGCUGAAUGAGAGUUCUCGCUGGACAGAAGAAGAAAUGGAAACAGCCAAGAAAGGUCUCCUGGAACACGGCCGCAACUGGUCAGCCAUCGCCCGGAUGGUGGGCUCCAAGACUGUGUCACAGUGUAAGAACUUCUACUUCAACUACAAGAAGAGGCAGAACCUCGAUGAGAUCUUGCAGCAGCACAAGCUAAAGAUGGAGAAGGAGAGGAACGCGCGGAGGAAGAAGAAGAAAGCCCCGGCGGCGGCCAGCGAGGAGGCUGCGUUCCCGCCCGUAGUGGAGGAUGAGGAGAUGGAGGCGUCCGGCGUGAGCGGAAACGAGGAGGAGAUGGUGGAGGAGGCCGAAGCCUUACAUGCCUCUGGGAAUGAGGUGCCCAGAGGGGAAUGCAGUGGCCCAGCCACUGUCAACAACAGCUCAGACACCGAGAGUAUCCCCUCUCCUCGAGCUGAGGCCGCCAAGGACACAGGGCAGAAUGGGCCCAAGCCCCCAGCCGCCCUGGGCACCGACGGGCCACCCCCAGAGCCACCCACCCCACCACCGGAGGACAUCCCGGCCCCCACUGAGCCCACCCCGGCCUCUGAAGCCACUGGAGCCCCUACGCCCCCACCAGCACCCCCAUCGCCCUCUGCAUCCCCUCCUGUGGUCCCCAAGGAGGAGAAGGAGGAGGAGACCGCAGCGGCGCCCCCAGUGGAGGAGGGGGAGGAGCAGAAGCCCCCCGCGGCUGAGGAGCUGGCCGUGGACACAGGGAAGGCGGAGGAGCCUGUCAAGAGCGAGGGCACGGAGGAAGCCGAGGAGGGGCCGGCUAAGGGCAAGGACACGGAGGCCGCUGAGGCCACAGCUGAGGGGACACUCAAGGCAGAGAAGAAGGAGGGCGGGAGCGGCAGGGCCACCACAGCCAAGGGCUCGGGCGCCCCCCAGGACAGCGACUCCAGUGCCACCUGCAGUGCAGACGAGGUGGAUGAGCCCGAGGGCGGCGACAAGAACCGGCUGCUGUCCCCAAGGCCCAGCCUCCUCACCCCGACUGGUGACCCCCGGGCCAAUGCCUCGCCCCAGAAGCCGCUGGACCUGAAGCAGCUGAAGCAGCGAGCAGCUGCCAUCCCCCCCAUCCAGGUCACCAAAGUCCAUGAGCCCCCCCGGGAGGACGCAGCUCCCACCAAGCCAGCUCCCCCAGCCCCACCGCCGCCGCAGCACCUGCAGCCGGAGAGUGAUGCCCCUCAGCAGCCUGGCAGCAGCCCCCUGGGCAAGAGCAGGAGCCCAGCGCCCCCCACCGACAAGGAGGCAGAGAAGCCUGUGUUCUUCCCAGCCUUCGCAGCUGAGGCCCAGAAGCUGCCUGGGGAGCCCCCUUGCUGGACUUCCGGCCUGCCCUUCCCCGUGCCCCCCCGUGAGGUGAUCAAGGCCUCCCCGCAUGCCCCGGACGCCUCAGCCUUCUCCUACGCUCCACCUGGUCACCCGCUGCCCCUGGGCCUCCAUGACACUGCCCGGCCCGUCCUGCCGCGCCCGCCCACCAUCUCCAACCCGCCUCCCCUCAUCUCCUCUGCCAAGCACCCCAGCGUCCUUGAGAGGCAAAUAGGUGCCAUCUCCCAGGGAAUGUCGGUCCAGCUCCACGUCCCGUACUCAGAGCAUGCCAAGGCCCCGGUGGGCCCCGUCACCAUGGGGCUGCCCCUGCCCAUGGACCCCAAAAAGCUGGCGCCCUUCAGCGGAGUGAAGCAGGAGCAGCUGUCCCCACGGGGCCAGGCUGGGCCACCGGAGAGCCUGGGGGUGCCCACGGCCCAGGAGGCAUCCGUGCUGAGAGGGACAGCUCUGGGCUCAGUUCCGGGCGGAAGCAUCACCAAAGGCAUUCCUAGCACACGGGUGCCCUCGGACAGCGCCAUCACAUACCGCGGCUCCAUCACCCACGGCACGCCAGCUGACGUCCUGUACAAGGGCACCAUCACCAGGAUCAUCGGCGAGGACAGCCCGAGUCGCUUGGACCGCGGCCGGGAGGACAGCCUGCCCAAGGGCCACGUCAUCUACGAAGGCAAGAAGGGCCACGUCUUGUCCUAUGAGGGUGGCAUGUCUGUGACCCAGUGCUCCAAGGAGGACGGCCGAAGCAGCUCAGGACCCCCCCAUGAGACGGCUGCCCCCAAGCGCACCUAUGACAUGAUGGAGGGCCGCGUGGGCAGAGCCAUCUCCUCAGCCAGCAUCGAAGGUCUCAUGGGCCGUGCCAUCCCGCCAGAGCGACACAGCCCCCACCACCUCAAAGAGCAGCACCACAUCCGCGGGUCCAUCACACAAGGGAUCCCUCGGUCCUACGUGGAGGCACAGGAGGACUACUUGCGUCGGGAGGCCAAGCUCCUGAAGCGGGAGGGCACGCCUCCGCCCCCGCCGCCCCCGCGGGACCUGACUGAGGCCUACAAGACGCAGGCCCUGGGCCCCCUGAAACUGAAGCCGGCCCAUGAGGGCCUGGUGGCCACGGUGAAGGAGGCGGGCCGCUCCAUCCAUGAGAUCCCGCGCGAGGAGCUGCGGCACACGCCCGAGCUGCCCCUGGCCCCGCGGCCGCUCAAGGAGGGCUCCAUCACGCAGGGCACCCCGCUCAAGUACGACACCGGCGCAUCCACCACUGGCUCCAAAAAGCACGACGUACGCUCCCUCAUCGGCAGCCCCGGCCGGACGUUCCCACCCGUGCACCCGCUGGACGUGAUGGCCGACGCCCGCGCACUGGAACGCGCCUGCUAUGAGGAGAGCCUGAAGAGCCGGCCGGGGACCGCCAGCAGCUCGGGGGGCUCCAUUGCGCGCGGCGCCCCGGUCAUCGUGCCUGAGCUGGGCAAGCCGCGGCAGAGCCCCCUGACCUAUGAGGACCACGGGGCACCCUUCACCGGCCACCUUCCGCGAGGUUCGCCUGUGACCACGCGGGAGCCCACGCCGCGCCUGCAGGAGGGCAGCCUCUCCUCCAGCAAGGCAUCCCAGGACCGAAAGCUGACGUCGACGCCUCGUGAGAUCGCCAAGUCCCCGCACAGCACCGUGCCCGAGCACCACCCACACCCCAUCUCGCCCUAUGAGCACCUGCUUCGGGGUGUGAGUGGCGUGGACCUGUAUCGCAGCCACAUUCCCCUGGCCUUCGACCCCACCUCCAUACCCCGCGGCAUCCCUCUGGACGCAGCCGCUGCCUACUACCUGCCUCGGCACCUGGCCCCCAACCCCACCUACCCGCACCUGUACCCACCCUACCUCAUCCGCGGCUACCCCGACACGGCGGCACUGGAGAACCGGCAGACCAUCAUCAAUGACUACAUCACCUCGCAGCAGAUGCACCACAACGCGGCCACCGCCAUGGCCCAGCGAGCUGACAUGCUGAGGGGCCUCUCGCCCCGCGAGUCCUCGCUGGCACUCAACUACGCUGCCGGUCCCCGAGGCAUCAUCGACCUGUCCCAAGUGCCACAUCUGCCCGUGCUGGUGCCCCCGACACCAGGCACCCCAGCCACCGCCAUGGACCGCCUUGCCUACCUCCCCACCGCACCCCAGCCCUUCAGCAGCCGCCACAGCAGCUCCCCACUCUCCCCAGGAGGUCCAACGCACUUGACAAAACCAACCACCACGUCCUCGUCCGAGCGGGAGCGAGACCGGGAUCGGGAGCGUGACCGGGAUCGGGAUCGGGAAAAGUCCAUCCUCACGUCCGCCACGACGGUGGAGCACGCGCCCAUCUGGAGACCCGGUACAGAGCAGAGCAGCGGCAGCAGCGGCAGCAGCGGUGGGGGUGGGGGCAGCAGCAGCCGCCCCGCCUCCCACUCCCACACCCACCAGCACUCGCCCAUCUCCCCUCGGACCCAGGAUGCCCUCCAGCAGAGACCCAGUGUGCUGCACAACACAGGCAUGAAGGGUAUCAUCACCGCUGUGGAGCCCAGCACGCCCACGGUCCUGAGGUGGGCCAGGUCCACCUCCACCUCCUCACCCGUUCGCCCGGCUGCCACAUUCCCACCCGCCACCCACUGCCCACUGGGCGGCACCCUCGAUGGGGUCUACCCUACCCUCAUGGAGCCCGUCUUGCUGCCCAAGGAGGCCCCCCGGGUCGCCCGGCCAGAGCGGCCCCGAGCAGACACCGGCCACGCCUUCCUCACCAAGCCCCCAGUCCGCUCCGGGCUGGAGCCCGCCUCCUCCCCCAGCAAGGGCUCGGAGCCCCGGCCCCUAGCGCCCCCCGUCUCUGGCCAUGCCACCAUCGCCCGCACCCCUGCGAAGAACCUCGCACCUCACCACGCCAGCCCGGACCCGCCGGCGCCACCUGCCUCGGCCUCGGACCCGCACCGGGAAAAGACUCAAAGUAAACCCUUUUCCAUCCAGGAACUGGAACUCCGUUCUCUGGGUAAGACCACCCUGACAGCGGCCACCUUCAUAGACGCGAUUAUCAUGCGUCAAAUUGCUCACGAUAAAGGGGCGCGAGAAGGAGGUGCGCUGGCCAACGGCUCCCCUCGCGAUGGUUACCACGGCAGCAGCUACAGCCCCGAAGGGGUGGAGCCCGUCAGCCCUGUGAGCUCGCCCAGCCUGACCCACGACAAGGGGCUCCCCAAGCACCUGGAAGAGCUCGACAAGAGCCACCUGGAGGGGGAGCUGCGGCCCAAGCAGCCAGGCCCCGUGAAGCUUGGCGGGGAGGCCGCCCACCUCCCACACCUGCGGCCGCUGCCUGAGAGCCAGCCCUCGUCCAGCCCGCUGCUCCAGACCGCCCCGGGGGUCAAAGGUCACCAGCGGGUGGUCACCCUGGCCCAGCACAUCAGUGAGGUCAUCACACAGGACUACACCCGGCACCACCCACAGCAGCUCAGCGCACCCCUGCCCGCCCCCCUCUACUCCUUCCCUGGGGCCAGCUGCCCCGUCCUGGACCUCCGCCGCCCACCCAGUGACCUCUACCUCCCGCCCCCGGACCAUGGUGCCCCGGCCCGUGGCUCCCCCCACAGCGAAGGGGGCAAGAGCCCCCCAGGAGACAUAGGCAGCAUUCUCCCCAUUUCACAGAUGAAGAAACUAAGGCCUGGAGAAGUGAAUUCACUUGCCCACAGGGACACAGUCAGCAGGUCUCCGGAGCCAAGCAAGACGUCGGUCUUGGGUGGCGGUGAGGACGGUAUUGAACCUGUGUCCCCACCGGAGGGCAUGACGGAGCCAGGGCACUCCCGGAGUGCUGUGUACCCGCUGCUAUACCGGGAUGGGGAGCAGACGGAGCCCAGCAGGAUGGGCUCCAAGUCUCCAGGCAACACCAGCCAGCCACCAGCCUUCUUCAGCAAGCUGACCGAGAGCAACUCCGCCAUGGUCAAGUCCAAGAAGCAAGAGAUCAACAAGAAGCUGAACACUCACAACCGGAAUGAGGCUGAAUACAAUAUCGGCCAGCCUGGGACGGAGAUCUUCAAUAUGCCCGCCAUCACCGGAACAGGCCUUAUGACCUAUAGAAGCCAGGCGGUGCAGGAACAUGCCAGCACCAACAUGGGGCUGGAGGCCAUAAUUAGAAAGGCACUCAUGGGUAAAUAUGACCAGUGGGAAGAGUCCCCGCCGCUCAGCGCCAAUGCUUUUAACCCUCUGAAUGCCAGUGCCAGCCUGCCCGCUGCUAUACCCAUAACCGCUGCUGACGGACGGAGUGACCACACACUCACCUCGCCAGGUGGCGGCGGGAAGGCCAAGGUCUCUGGCAGACCCAGCAGCCGAAAAGCCAAGUCCCCAGCCCCGGGCCUGGCGUCUGGGGACCGGCCACCCUCUGUCUCCUCAGUGCACUCGGAGGGAGACUGCAACCGCCGGACGCCGCUCACCAACCGUGUGUGGGAGGACCGGCCCUCGUCCGCAGGUUCCACACCAUUCCCCUACAAUCCCCUGAUCAUGCGGCUGCAGGCGGGUGUCAUGGCUUCCCCACCCCCACCGGGCCUCCCCGCGGGCAGCGGGCCCCUCGCUGGCGCCCACCACGCCUGGGACGAGGAGCCCAAGCCACUGCUCUGCUCGCAGUAUGAGACACUCUCCGACAGCGAGUGACUCAGAACGGGGGAAGGGGGGGCGGUGUCAGGUCCCAGCGAGCCACAGGAACAGCCCGGCAGGAGCAGGGUGGCUGCCAACUCCCCCCACCGAGGAAGGAGCCCCUGAGUCCGCCUGCGCCUCCAUCCAUCCGUCCGUCCAGAGCCGGCAUCCUUGCCUGUCUAAAGCCUUAACUAAGACUCCCGCCCCGGGCUGGCCCUGUGCAGACCUUACUCAGGGGAUGUUUACCUGGUGCUCGGGAAGGGAGGGGAAGGGGCCGGGGAGGGGGCACGGCAGGCGUGUGGCAGCCACACGCAGGCGGCCGGGGCGGCCAGGGACCCAAAGCAGGAUGACCACGCACCUCCACGCCACUGCCUCCCCCAAAUGCAUUUGGAACCAAAGUCUAAACUGAGCUCGCAGCCCCCGCGCCCUCCCUCCGCCUCCCAUCCCGCUUAGCGCUCUGGACAGAUGGACGCAGGCCCUGUCCAGCCCCCAGUGCGCUCGUUCCGGUCCCCACAGGCUGCCCCAGCCAACGAGAUUGCUGGAAACCAAGUCAGGCCAGGUGGGCGGACAAAAGGGCCAGGUGCGGCCUGGGGCAAAUGGAUGCUCCGAGGACUGGACUGUUUUUUUCACACAUCGUUGCCGCAGCGGUGGGAAGGAAAGGCAGAUGUAAAUGAUGUAUUGGUUUACAGGGUAUAUUUUUGAUACCUUCAAUGAAUUAAUUCAGAUGUUUUACGCAAGGAAGGACUUACCCAGUAUUACUGCUGCUGUGCUUUUGAUCCCUGCUUACCGUUCAAGAGGCGUGUGCAGGCCGACAGUCAGUGACCCCAUCACUCGCAGGACCAAGGGGGCGGGGACUGCUGGCUCACGCCCCGCUGUGUCCUCCCUCCCUCCCUUCCUUGGGCAGAAUGAAUUCGAUGCGUAUUCUGUGGCCGCCAUCUGCACAGGGUGGUGGUAUUCUGUCAUUUACACACGUCGUUCUAAUUAAAAAGCAAAUUAUACUCCA